AUGGAUUUGGAGGGUGCAAAAAUGGGAGAAGUGGACGGCGACGAGCUGCUGGAAGCUCAAUCUCACAUAUGGAACCACAUCUUGGCGAUCAACAAGUCGAUGGCUCUAAAAUAUGCGGUUCAAGUUGGCAUACCAGACAUCAUCCACCGCUAUGGCCCCAACCCCAUGCCGCUCUCUAAACUUGUCUCCGCCCUUCAACUCCACCCGCAAAAGACACCUCACAUGCAUCGCUUAAUGCGUGUAUUGGUUCACUCUGGCUUCUUUCGAACACAAAAACUAAGUGAACAAAACGGUGAAGAGGAUGAGGGAUAUGUGCUCACUAAUUCAUCUCGUCUUCUUGUUACAACCAACCCUUUGACUCUAGCUCCUUACGUGUUUUUUGUUUUUGAAUCGCCUUUAUUCCAGUCAUGGCGCUCCCUCCCAACCUGGCUCCAGACUGAGGAUCGAUCACCCUUUGAUACAGCCAAUGGAGUCUCGUUUUGGGAGUGUCUUGGGAAUGACUCGACGGAUGAUGGCGACAUCUUUAAUAAGUCCAUGGCGAGUGAUGCUAAGUUUGUGAUACGUAUUUUGUUGGAGAAAUAUAAAGAUGUGUUCGAUGGGUUUGGUUCGUUGGUUGAUGUGGGAGGUGGGACUGGAAAUGUGGUCAAAUCCAUUGCUCAAGCUUUCCCUAAGAUGGAAUGCACUGUGUUUGAUCUCCCACAGGUUGUGGCUGAUUUGAAAGGCGAAGGCAACUUUAAAUAUGUUCAAGGGGACAUGUUCCAUGCCAUUCCUCCAGCUGAUGCAAUUCUAUUGAAGUGGAUACUACAUGAUUGGAACGAUGACGAAUGUGUGAAGAUUUUGAAGAACUGCAAGGAAGCAAUUAUGGGCAAUAAAAAGAAUGGAAAAGUGAUAGUAAUUGAUAUGGUGGUAGGCAACAACAAAAGAGAUGACUUCAUUGAAACUCAACUUUCCUUCGAUAUGGUAAUGAUGCUGAUGUUAGGUGGAAAAGAGAGAGAUGAAAAACAAUGGGCUCAACUCAUCAAAGAAGCUGGAUUUAGUGGCUACAAGAUAUUUCCAAUUCUGGGUUUGAGGUCUCUUAUCGAAAUUUAUCCUUAACCAAAGCUUGUCAUGUA
Cucurbita pepo subsp. pepo (vegetable marrow) is the source of this 1112-nucleotide messenger RNA. Its product is annotated as putative O-methyltransferase 3. The record is from RefSeq and is a predicted model, not a curated record. Gene Ontology annotation, molecular function: protein dimerization activity; O-methyltransferase activity. NCBI's taxonomy places the organism in Eukaryota, Viridiplantae, Streptophyta, Magnoliopsida, Cucurbitales, Cucurbitaceae.